AGUGGGACAGAAAGCCAGAGUGACUGAGACGGGUAGAGAGUGCAGAAAAAGGGACAUUUUUUGGAACGACGCAUACUACAAGUCUUAAAACGCAAUUUUAAAGUGAGAAGCCGCAGGUGAGCGAAAGAAAAGCUGCAUUAAGAAGAAAAAUAAGAUGCAAAGAGAUACUGACAAGCUGUGACAAGUACACAGCAAAGACACAUGGGGGAGAGAAUCAACAGAAGCAAAGGAACCAAGUUUAGUGGAAUAAAAGGGUAAAAUAAUCCAACAAUUGACCGACUUUUUAGGGUGACUAAUGGGGCUGAGCAGAAAUUCCCAUUCCAUGAUUGGACAGCAUGUGGGAGCAGCUGAUUCGGACACACUAUAGGACUGCCAUAUUGUAUGAGAACUUCAACUGUCAACAGCACGUAAAUAACCUAGAAGUCUCCGCUUACUUCACAAACUUUGGGCUAAGGAAAGUCUCCAGUACUGGAAACAAGGAUCCCCAGGAGUCGCUAAGUAGCAAACAAAGAGGGAUUGAAAUAGUCAACCAAUGUCCAAAAAAUAUGAGGGAAAAUUUCAUGGAAAGUCGCUGACGGGAGAUGUAAAGAUGGGAUCCCGACUUCUUUCCCUGUGUAUGCUCCUCGGCAUCUGCUUGGGUGAACCUGACGCUCAUUUUGAUCCAUCUAUAUGCCGCUAUGCAUUGGGUAUGCAGGACAGAACCAUCCCUGAUGAGGACAUCACAGCAUCCAGUGCAUGGUCAGAUUCCACUGAGGCCAAACAUAGCAGGAUAGAAAGUAACGAUGGUGAUGGAGCAUGGUGUCCAGCAGGACCUGUCUAUCCAAAUAAUGAAGAGUAUCUUCAGAUAGAUCUGAGGAAGCUAUUUUUCCUGACCCUUGUUGGUACACAGGGCCGUGAUGGCGGCGGGCUUGGCAAGGAAUUUGUCCGACAUUACCAACUGCGCUACAGUCGAGAUGGUUACAAAUGGGCCCAGUGGCAAGACCGCUGGGGAAAUGAGGUCAUAGUCGGUAAUGAAAACACGGGUGAUCUAGUUUUAAAGGACCUGGGGCCUCCACUAAUAGCCCGCUAUGUUCGUUUCUACCCCAUGGCUGACCGAGUCAUGAGUGUUUGCCUGAGAGUUGAACUCUAUGGUUGCGUCUGGCAAGAUGGUCUUCGUUCCUAUACCUCUCCACCUGGAAAUGUCAUGACACUUCCUUCGAUGUCCGUAAAUCUAAAUGACUCAACAUAUGAUGGAUUCACUGUUGGCGGGCUGCACUAUGGGGGUCUGGGACAGCUGACCGAUGGUGUAAUUGGUGCAGAUGACUUUCUCCAGCACAAGGAACAAGGUGUCUGGCCUGGAUAUGACUAUGUUGGCUGGAAUAAUGCAAGCUUUUCAACUGGGUAUCUUGAAAUGGAGUUUGAGUUUGAUGCCUUGCGAGCUUUUACAUACAUGAGAGUGCAUUGUAAUAACAUGCGGUCACGAGACAUUCAGAUAUUCCGCCGUGUGGACUGUUACUUCAAGCGCACCUUACAUACUCCAUGGGACCUCCAUCCUGUCAGCCUUUCCCUAGCCGUGGAUGUCCGGGACCCCAGUGCCCGUACUGUCACCAUCCCACUGUCCAACAGAAUGGCACGAAUCCUCCGCUGUCACUAUUACUUCUCCAGCCAAUGGUUGCUUAUCAGUGAAAUCUCCUUCCUCUCUGAUGUCCUGGACUCAUCAGAACCAGAAGAACCAAGCCCUCUACCAGAACCAAGAGAGACCACUCCCCAACCAGCCGUAACAGGCUGGCCACAGGGCACCAGCCAAAGAACAAGACCAGCUAUCACCACAAUGGGCAGCUUCAAUGAAAGUGUUCACGAAGCUGUCAGCGUUAACCGGAUAAAUCAACCAAUUGCUAUGGAUGACAACAACAACACCUCCAUUCUGAUUGGCUGCCUGGUGGUCAUAAUCCUGCUUUUAUUGGUUGUCAUUAUUCUUAUCCUUUGGAGGCAGCGCUGGAGGAGAUUGCUCGGAAAGGCUCAGCAUCGUCCCUCCGACAGUGACCUCACUGCCCACCUUUCCCUCCCUUCUGACACGGUUGUCAUCAACAACACACAGAACCUCUCACUGGCAUCCCGCCACAGUAACCGAUAUGAGCGUAUUCUGACUACAGAGGGCGAGUACCAGGAGCCAAGCCACAGCAUCCUUGCCAAGAUGCCCACUUUGUGCUCCAGUUCUGAGGGUGCAGCUCUACUGUUAAACAACCCAGCCUAUGAGCUCCUGCUUGCCACCUACAGCCGGCCAAACACAGAACCUGGCGGCCUGCAGGCUAAACCAAACAACAGCCAGGAAGGGGGAUACAGGGAGCUGGAUUCCCCCAAGUUACCUGCUAUUUGCCCUCCGAGUGUGCCACACUACGCAGAAGCGGAUAUUGUCACUCUGCAAGGGGUGACAGGGGGUAACACCUAUGCCGUACCUGCAUUGACUGCCGACACUCUCACCUCCAAAGAAUUGCCCCUCAGCAAGUUCCCUCGAGGACAUCUCCUCUUCCGAGAGAAGCUGGGAGAAGGGCAGUUUGGAGAGGUUCACCUGUGUGAAGUGGUCAAUCCCCAUGAACUACCUGUUCUACAGUUUCCUUUCAACAUGCGCAAGGGUCGGAGUCUUCUCGUGGCUGUGAAGUUACUAAGGGCAGAUGCAAAUAAAAAUGCUAGGAGUGAUUUCCUGAAGGAAUUAAAGAUCCUGUCUCGCCUGAGUGACCCACACAUCAUACGCCUCUUGGGGGCCUGUCUGGAUGAGGACCCACUGUGCAUGAUCACUGAGUACAUGGAAAACGGGGACCUUAACCAGUUCUUGAGUUCCCAUCAGCUGGCAGAGGAGGACGAGAGCAUGGGAGAUGGGCACAGCCCUCCCUGCAUCAGUUAUCCCAGCCUUCUCCAUGUGGCCCUACAGAUCUGCUCUGGUAUGAAGUAUCUCUCUUCCCUGAACUUUGUGCACCGAGAUCUUGCAUCACGAAACUGCCUGGUGGGAGAAAACCUAACCAUUAAAAUAGCCGACUUUGGAAUGAGCCGCAACUUGUACGCUGGAGACUACUACCGGAUACAGGGGCGAGCAGUGCUGCCAAUCCGAUGGAUGGCCUGGGAAUGUAUACUCAUGGGAAAAUUCACCACAGCCAGCGAUGUUUGGGCGUUUGGGGUGACGUUGUGGGAGAUUUUGAUGCUAUGUAAGGAGCAACCAUAUGGAGAACUGAAUGAUGAGGAUGUGAUUGAGAAUGCCGGGGAAAUUUUUCGAGACAGCAAAAAACAGAUCUACCUGUCCCGGCCACUUAUCUGUCCUACAUCGCUGUACGAGUUAAUGCUGCAGUGCUGGGCCAGAGACUGCAGGGAAAGGCCCUCUUUCCUGGACAUCCAUGCUUUGCUAACCUCCCAUGCCCUCUGUUGUUCCACGGUGGAUGUGAAAGAAUAACUGAAGUGCCACACAUUCUAUGGACACCAUUCAAUCCUCCAUCAUUAUUGUUUGUGAUCCAGCCUUUAGAAAGCAUCUGAUCAUUUCAUCCUGAACAUCAGCCCAUGACCCCCUUUUUAGCUAUUCAAUUUUACGGUCUUCCCAGUCAAAAACACUGGAUUGGUUACAAGCAGACAAAACACUAUACACUGAAAGAUACAAAUGUGAACACAUCGAAUUCCAUAACCCUAAACUGUACAUGUCUACACUGGAUCUUGCAUUGAUCAUAGUAUGGUUGAUUUACUAAAGGCAAAUAGACUGUACAUUUUGCAAAUCUUUGUAAAGAAUAUCAAAUCCAAGGGGAAAAAAAAAAAAAUUUUUUUUUUUUUUUGCUUGCACAUGAUUGGAUGAUGGAAAUUAGCAGAGCUUCACCACAUUCAGUAAGCUCUGGGGAAAAUGAGCGCAACUUCACUUGCAAAAUGCACAGUCUUACAUAAUCUUAAGGUCAUGUUGGUCCGACUUCUUCAAAGACCACUACCAGGAAAAAUUACAAAAUGUGAAAAAAGCCGAUAUAAUAUUUACAGUUAUUUAUGUAAAAGUUGUCACCAUACAUAUACAGAACUUGGAAUAUCGGAUAGUUAUAA
Messenger RNA from Rana temporaria (common frog), 4044 nucleotides. RefSeq names its product discoidin domain receptor tyrosine kinase 1 (gene DDR1). Lineage: Eukaryota; Metazoa; Chordata; Amphibia; Anura; Ranidae. Gene Ontology annotation, molecular function: collagen binding; ATP binding; protein tyrosine kinase collagen receptor activity. The coding region runs from base 533 to 3421 and encodes 962 amino acids. Gene Ontology annotation, cellular component: signaling receptor complex; membrane. Gene Ontology annotation, biological process: cell surface receptor protein tyrosine kinase signaling pathway; protein phosphorylation; positive regulation of kinase activity. The transcript has 18 exons. The record is from RefSeq and is a predicted model, not a curated record.